Messenger RNA from Erpetoichthys calabaricus (reedfish), 2732 nucleotides. It is a transcript of the gene fastkd1, whose product is annotated as FAST kinase domains 1. Gene Ontology annotation, biological process: regulation of mitochondrial mRNA stability; mitochondrial RNA processing. Gene Ontology annotation, molecular function: RNA binding. The record is from RefSeq and is a predicted model, not a curated record. Lineage: Eukaryota; Metazoa; Chordata; Cladistia; Polypteriformes; Polypteridae. The coding region runs from base 188 to 2692 and encodes 834 amino acids. The transcript is spliced from 15 exons. Gene Ontology annotation, cellular component: ribonucleoprotein granule; mitochondrial matrix.
CUACUAACUUCCGGGAGACCGAAGGCAAAUAGGUUACUGGUAAACCUCUCCAAGUACACCAAUAGCAAAUGAUGCAGUUUGCAUUAACAAUUAAUGCUGGUGUACAUUUGAAUUCAUUAUAAAGUUUCCAACAAAAUGAAGACUACAUUUUCCAUAUAUAGACGGCACCUUCAGCUUUGAACUGGCAAUGCUGCGUCUCAGAAGUUUGUGCUGUUUGUCACAGAGACUCCUUCAGGUGCGGACUGUCAGCAGUGAUCAGGUGCUACAUCAGCUGACCAUAUGUUCCAGUGAAGAGCAGGUUUUGGAUGUUGUUGGCAAGAACAGAGCCAAACUUUCUGUGAAACAUGUCAGUUAUGCCAUCGGCCUACUGUGGAAGUUACAAACAGAAAAGCCAGAAUUUAUGAGGUCAUCGGAGCUGAUCCGAAGUCACUCUCAGUUCCUCACUUUGUGUAUAUUGGCAGAAAAUAAAAUCGAGCAGAUGGAUGAUGACAUUCUAGUGGAUACUCUCUAUAAUUCACUCAGGUUACAUGUAGAACCUUGUGAUUCCUUAAUCCAGCAUUUGGUAAUGGAAGCAUACUCAAGACUAGAAAACCUGAGCAUGCCUACACUGUCAAAGUUUGCUGUGUGCCUAAAUGACCAGCAGUUACAUCACAGUCCGGUAAUGGGAAAGAUCUGCAAUAUUCUCAGCGAAAGACUGGACUACAUUAGGGAAGCUCGAGUUCUGUCUUCACUAAUGAUAUGCACGUCAUCCCUUACCUCUUCAAGACUUCGGGAUAAAUUAAUAGAGAAGGCCGCUAUUCUUUUAGACACUAUGGAUCCCACCCGCUUUCAUGAUGCAAGAAGAGUAGUUCAGUUUCUCCGUAAUGUCAAGCAUGGUUACAGACCUUUACUGGAGAAAAGCAACAAAAUCUUUUUGAACAAUGUAAAAGAAAUGAACGUUGAAAACAUUAAUAUGAUUCUUGGACUUUAUCAGUCACUACAGUUCAAUAAUUUUGAUUUUCGUCUGGCUUCUAAACAAAGACUGUUGGAGCUUAUGGAUUCUUGCACUGAACCCGUAAGCUUUAGUCGACUUUUAACUGCCCUUGGUCCCAUGGCUAGUCAGGAGACUAGGGAAAGGCUAGAGAAUGCAGCCUUAAUUUUGAUAGAUGAAGCAGGUCCUCAUCAGGCACUGGCCACCGUAGAAACUUUGGUGGAAAUGGAAUGCAGAAAUCCCCUACUGAUAAAUAAGGUUGCCAGUGUAUUGCAUAAACAUUUAGAUGUGUAUAAACCUACAGAUGUUGCAAGGAUUACUCAAGCUCUCUUGCUACUCCAUUGUCAAAAUCCAGAACUGUUUACCAAGCUGAAGAGAACUCUACUUAGCUACCUGAAAGCCAGCUUUUUGCCCUAUGAGGUGACUAUAUUAACCCGUGUACUGUCGAUGUUUCCAUCUCAACGGUUGGAUACAGAAGUGAUUUCUCGUGUCAGAGCUGUAAUGCCUCAGUGUGCCCUGAGUGACUUAAAUACCUUUUCAGGAGCCAUUGCCAAGUGGGUGAGGCACGAUCCUUCAUACCAGCAUGCUACUUCCAGUGUUUAUGUGAAUUUACUUCAGUUAUUGAACAAGGCUGGCAUGGAGCGUCUUCAAAAAGCUGACAAUUUGGACAUGCUUUUAGAUGAACUAAAACAUUCACUUGGAGAAUGGUUUGAAGAAAUACUCCUGCAAGAAACCAUGGCUACUUUGGAGAGGUUAAUAGAUGGGGUAAAUUGUAAUAACACAUCUGAUCUGGCUCUUUUCCUGACAAGGACUAACCAGCUGUGCCUUCCUCUGUUAGACAAAAUUGCUAACGUUACUGUUGAACAUAUUGACAAGGUUCAUUAUACAGCAACUUAUGCAACAAUAUUACCAUUUGCUGUUCUAAACUAUGAUCCACUUCAGUGUGCAGAAUUUUUUGAUGUUUGUAUCCAGCAUUUCAGGCCACAUUUAGGCUCCUUUGAUCCUCACUUGUUGGUCCUUUUGGCUUAUGCAUUGGCUGUGGCAGACAUCUUUCCUGAGGAUUUAAUAAGAGAAAUUUUUAAUGUGGAUUUCUUAGCUAAAUUAGAUGCACAACUGGAUAUUCUUCCAGAUGCAUUGAACAUGAGAAUCAGAUUGCGAUUGAUGGAAUUAAACCGGGCUGUUUGCUUAGAAUGCCCAGAGUUUCAGAUCCCUUGGUUCCAUGAUAAAUAUUGUCAACACCUGCUAAAGAAAGGUAAUGGAUCUAUACGUCCGCCACAGCAACAUAUUCAUAAAAUGCUUGGAGAGAUUUUAGGAGGAAUUAACAAAUCGAAAGCUGGUGUAAUUACACCAUAUUUUUAUCCUAUUGAUUUUGAGUUUAUUCUUGAUAAAAAGCAAGAGGCAAUCCCAUAUGUAGACCAGAGUAAUAUGAUACCAACUGAGCUUGGAAAGUUGCUCUGGGGAAAGGAAGCCGAACUUAAAGAUAGUGUAGAACUUCCGCCAGGAAGUCAGAGAGUUGCUGUAGAAUUUCUUGAUUCCAAAUCAUUUUGUAAAAAUUCUAAUCAUAUUAAGGGUGAAACUGUAAUGCGGAAGAGACACUUGGAGAUUCUAGGUUAUCGUGUUGUUCAGAUUCCUCAUUUUGAAUGGAACUCGAUGGAGCUUUCAACAAGUCAUGCUUGGAAAGAAUAUUUAAGGAAGAAAAUUUUUGUGGAAUCUGUUUCUUGAUGUAAAUUUUAAAGAAAUUAUUUCUCAAUAAAACUUUUUU